CCAGUCAAAAAAAAAAAAAAAAAAAACUAGACAUAACGCAGGCAUUCUUUUUGGUUUUGGCAUCUUUAAACAGCUUCGCUAAAUACCAAUCCCACGUCUGAGCUCGAACCAUUGAGCUCAAGAAAUCCUACGGACCCAGAAUGGGUAUGGGACUCAUCCUAUCUGGACUUCUGGUUCCCUUCAGAAGAUGCGGAGUUCAAUGUCACAGCACUCGAAUGCUGGAACUAUAAUAAGGAUUCCAUACAGCCUUCACUCUUGGCUAUAAAAGCCGAAAAAAAAACCUUCCCAAUCAGUAUGGUUGAAGCAUGGUUGGACGAGCCGUACCCCUCCGACCCGAAUCAAAAGCUUUCCUCGGGGUUCAAAAUCCUGGUCAUACCCCUCGGUGAUGAAGAUGUCCUUCCGUCGGGCAUGUCGAGGCGCACAAUAGAUUUGGUCCAUGCUGCACUCGGACUGCCGCCCGUCUACCGACAUGGUGCUUCUGUCAGCACUGGCGCUGAUGGGAUGUUUCUGCAACCGGAUGGGACUUAUGCAAUUGUACAUCGCAACAGCGUCAGCCAUCGGUCAACUGGCGUGACCCUACGCUACGAUCCUUUGACAAACGUGACCCAGGGAGUUUUCCUUCUGCACGAGAAGGCCGUACCACUCCGCUGCUUUGAUAAGCUCGCAUCCCAGUUCUGUACGUGCCCACAUCCCUUGCUUGCGCUGUUAGCCGUCCUGGAAGCAUCCCUGGAGCUGGGCACACGGUACGAGAUGACGCAGGCCGAGACCGCCCUUCGCGAAAUAGAAUUGGAGACCGGAUACGACAUCAACGCCGACCCGGGAGAUAAUGCCGAGAGCGUGCCCGCGCGCACUGCCAAGCUGAGAACGCUGAUCCGGCGGCUUGGAACUGCGCAGAGCAGAAUGUUUUUCUGUCUGAAUGACUUCCGUGAAGUCCGGCGGUCCAUGGAAUUUGUGCAGCGGAAGCUCCGCUAUCUCAGCGCGUCUCUGCCCGAAGAUGUUCGACAGAGGCUGGAGCAGCCAUCGCGCAUGUUAGAGGAACGGAUCGAGUUCCUCAUGAGCAACCUCGAAAGCGCGCUGGACUAUAUGGCGCUGAAGGAACGGAUGGAGACUCAACAAUCUGUAGUCUUCAACCUCGUCGCGCAAAUGGACGGGAUGGUGAACAUUGGACUGGCCAAGGACUCGAAAGAGAUAGCAGCCGCGAGUAAGCGCGACAGCUCAGCAAUGAAAAUUGUGGCGGUGCUCACUACAUUUUUCUUACCUGGUACCUUUAUGGCGACGUUUUUCGCGAUGCCGCUGUUUGACUGGACCAAGGCCUCAAUUGACAGUGUCGCCAACAAGCACUUCUGGAUCUACUGGGCUGUUACGGGGCCUCUUACCGUUGCCACUGUUGUUGGGGUCGCCUUCUGGGCUUUUUUGCAGAGUCGCCAUGCCGAACGUCUGGCGCAGCGGGCAAGGAGGACGGUGGGUGCUGGUAUUACAGGCGAUGACGAGGCGAAAUAUAGGCCGGAUGGCUUGACGAAAAUUGAUAGUCAUAGUUAG
Aspergillus calidoustus is the source of this 1539-nucleotide messenger RNA. The record is from the annotation of a GenBank genome assembly. NCBI's taxonomy places the organism in Eukaryota, Fungi, Ascomycota, Eurotiomycetes, Eurotiales, Aspergillaceae.